AUGUCCUCCGACAAACCCCACUUCAACACCACAAUCUUCACCCAACCCUCCACAGACCUCACCACCUCCCUAGUUUCCUCCCCAACAACCACAACCAAAUCCCCCUCCCCAACCCGCACCGCCGCCGCCCGCACCCGCGCCAUGUCCGUGACAGAGGAAUGGCAGCCCGUCAUCGACCGCCGCCAGAGCUGGUCCGCCCAAGAGUACUCCCACGAGAUGCACUCCAAGCUCGCCCAGCAGCACGACCUGCGGGGAUCCAUCGGCGACCGGUCGGUGGAGAGGGACAACGGGCAGGGGUUUAGUGAGCGUUAA
Podospora anserina S mat+ is the source of this 312-nucleotide messenger RNA. RefSeq lists its product as uncharacterized. The transcript has a single exon. Lineage: Eukaryota; Fungi; Ascomycota; Sordariomycetes; Sordariales; Podosporaceae. Bases 1 to 312 code for a protein of 103 amino acids. The record is from RefSeq and is a predicted model, not a curated record.